Molecule: messenger RNA, 7339 nt
Organism: Rhinolophus ferrumequinum (greater horseshoe bat)
Lineage: Eukaryota; Metazoa; Chordata; Mammalia; Chiroptera; Rhinolophidae
Gene: AFAP1
Product: actin filament associated protein 1
Exons: 18
Coding region: 244-2724 (826 amino acids)
Cellular component (GO): cytosol
Molecular function (GO): SH2 domain binding; SH3 domain binding
Source: RefSeq, a predicted model, not a curated record
GGAGUGCCAGGUCAGCCAAGGGCCUGGAAAAACUGAGGGAGGAAGUCCACCCCCACCGCUCCGGUCUGGGGUCUGGGCCUGGUUCCUGAGGGCCACGCGGGGAGCAGGCCCCUCAGAUACGGUUCUGAACCUCCAUAGGCUGCAGCUCUUUUCAUCCGUGACAUCAGGACGUGCAGCAAAGGGUUUCUAUGAGGACUCGAUAAGCCAGUGUAAUAAUGGGGCGACUCAGAAGACAGGCUGCAAAUGAAAGCUGGAGUUAGGCGAGCAAUGGAAGAGUUAAUAGUUGAACUUCGUGUCUUUCUUGAACUUCUGGACCAUGAAUAUCUAACAUCAACUGUCAGAGAGAAAAAGGCAGUAAUUGCAGACAUCCUGCUGAGGAUACAGUCCUCUAAAGGUUUUGAAGUGAAAGAGCAUGCUCCGAAGCAAGAGGCCCCUCACAGCCUGCCGGCCCCUCCCCAGAUGCCUCUGCCCGCGAUCCCGCAGCCCUGGCUGCCUCCUGACAGUGGGCCCCCGCCGUUACCGACGUCCUCGCUCCCAGAAGGUUAUUAUGAGGAAGCUGUGCCGCUGAGCCCGGGGAAAGCUCCAGAAUACAUCACCUCAAAUUAUGACUCGGAUGCCAUGAGCAGCUCUUAUGAAUCGUACGAUGAAGAGGAGGAGGACGGGAAGGGGAAGAAAACGCGGCACCAGUGGCCAUCGGAGGAGGCCUCCAUGGACUUGGUAAAGGACGCCAGGAUCUGCGCCUUCCUGCUGCGCAAGAAGCGCUUCGGCCAGUGGACCAAGCUACUCUGCGUCAUCAAAGACACCAAACUCCUGUGCUAUAAGAGUUCCAAGGACCAGCAGCCUCAGAUGGAACUGCUGCUCCAAGGCUGCAACAUCACGUAUACCCCGAAGGACAGCAAAAAGAAGAAACACGAGCUGAAAAUCACGCAGCCGGGCACAGACCCCCUUGUUCUGGCGGUGCAGAGUAAGGAGCAGGCCGAGCAGUGGCUGAAGGUGAUCAAGGAAGUCUACAGCGGCGGCAGUGGGCCCGUGGAUUCCGAGUGUCCGCCCCCAUCCAGCUCCCCGGUGCACAAGGCAGAACUGGAGAAGAAACUGUCCUCAGAGAGACCAAGCUCAGAUGGGGAGGGAGCCAUAGAAAACGGAAUCACUGCAUGUAAUGGGAAAGAACAAGUUAAGAGGAAAAAAAGUUCCAAAUCAGAGGGCAAGGGCACAGUAUCAAAAGUCACUGGAAAGAAAAUCACCAAGAUCAUCGGUCUAGGGAAGAAAAAGCCGUCAACAGACGAGCAGACCUCCUCAGCUGAGGAAGACGUCCCGACCUGCGGCUACCUGAAUGUGCUCUCCAACAGCCGCUGGCGGGAGCGCUGGUGCAGGGUCAAGGAUAACAAGCUUGUUUUCCACAAGGACAGGGCCGAUCUGAAGACCCACAUCGUCUCCAUUCCUCUCCGUGGCUGCGAGGUGAUCCCUGGCCUGGACUCCAAACACCCCCUGACGUUCCGACUGCUUCGCAACGGGCAGGAGGUGGCUGUGCUGGAGGCUUCUUCUUCUGAAGACAUGGGCAGAUGGAUCGGAAUUUUGCUGGCUGAGACGGGGUCCUCGACAGACCCCGGGGCCCUGCACUACGACUACAUAGAUGUGGAGAUGUCUGCAAAUGUCAUCCAGACGGCCAAGCAGACCUUCUGCUUCAUGAACCGGCGAGUCAUAUCUACAAACCCGUAUCUAGGGGGUACCUCCAACGGCUACGCCCACCCCAGCGGGACAGCACUGCAUUACGACGACGUCCCCUGUAUAAACGGCUCGUGGGAACCCGAAGAUGGCUUUCCUGCUUCCUGUAGCGGAGGCCUGGGAGAAGAGGUGCUUUAUGAUAACGCAGUCCUGUACGAUAACUUGCCGUCUCCGAAAAUCUUUGCGCGCCACCCGCCUGCUGACAGGAAGGCUUCUAGGCUAUCUACUGACAAACUGUCCUGUAACCAUUACAAACACCCCACCUCCUGUGGCCUACCUUCUGCUCAGUCUGUCACUAACACCUCUUCUGUGGGGAGGGCGUCUCUCGGGCUCGGCUCCCAGUUGAAGGGUAAAAAGCCCCCAGUAGCGUCCAGUGGAGUUACAGGAAAAGGGAAGGCUCUGAGCAGUCAGCAGAAGAAAGCGGAUUCGGCAGCCGGCGUGAAGCGCACACCUUCAAAUGCUGAUCAGUACAAGUACGGCAAGAACCGGGUGGAAGCAGACGCCAAGCGGCUGCAGACCAAGGAAGAGGAGCUGCUGAGAAGGAAGGAAGGCCUGCGGAACAGGCUGGCCCAGCUCCGGAAAGAGAGGCGAGACCUGAGGGCCGCCAUUGAAGUGAACGCCGGCAGGAAGACCCAGCUGAUCCUGGAGGAGAAGUUGAAGACGCUGGAGGAGGAGUGUAAGCAGAAGGAGACAGAGCGUGUGAACUUGGAGCUCGAGCUGACGGAGGUCAAGGAGAGCCUGAGGAAAGCCCUGGCUGGCGGGAUCACCCUGGGGCUGGCCAUCGAGCCCCGGUCGGGGACCUCCAGUCCACAGUCUCCAGUCUUCAGGCACCGGACUCUGGAGAACUCGCCCAUGUCCAGCUGUGAGACCAGUGACGCCGAGGGCCCGCUGCCUGUGAACAGCGCGGCCGUCCUAAAGAAGAGCCAGCCGGCCGGCAGCUCCCCCUGCCGGGGGCACGUGCUUCGGAAGGCCAAGGAAUGGGAGCUGAAGAACGGGACGUAGAGGCGACGUGGGAGCGCUCCAGCGCCAGCUGGCGUCGCCGCCGGAUGCCACCCGCAGGAAGCUGUGCCCACGUGGCCCCCGCCUGCGGCAGGAUACGGGGUUUGUGACUGAGCUCCGAGGCCCGUCCCCAGACCCGGCUCACGUGUAUUCUUUCUACUGUAUAAUGGUGUCCUUUAAAGAAAUUUACCUGUACCACUUUGGUUUCCAACUUCAUUUGUUAAAAACAAAAAGGGAUGAAAGGUAUUGUAAAAGAAUCCUGUGGCAGAUGGAGAAAUUGCAUCUUUUCACCCAGCAAAACGAUGGCUUGAACCAGUGUCAGCCCAACCUCAGACUGAAGGUGAACGGGGCUGUGGGCCCCGAGGCCUCGGCGUGGCCUCUCCAGCGAGUGUCACCAGCUCCUGUGGGCACUGGGGCUGCCUUGCCCGUCUGCCAGGGGCGCCUGGAUGCUCAUGGCUGUGACGCGCUUGGCACGACCCCCUAGUGUGUCUGUGUCCCCUCCCACAUACCUGUCCCCUUGUCCCUUGAGGUAAAGGCCUAAGGAGUUGUGCUGUGACACAUUUUUUACCUUUUAAUGUUUUUUUUUCUGGACUGGACAGAUGCUUUUGUCACCUGGACAAGAAAAGCUGCCAUUCUUUUUAAAUUUUCAAAAAAUGUUCUCUUUUGAUCGUGUGCCGCACUUAGCAAUAAGGGGUUUUCAGAGAUUCGUAUCAUGCUUUAUUAAUUAUUUGUACUGCUUCGGAAAGGCGGCGAGGGUGUCUGAUACUCCACUGAUGUGUGGCCUCCCAGCGUCUCUCCCACUGCGGAGCUGGCGGGCGGUCCUCACCUGUGCAGCCUCAGGGUCGCGCUUAGACUUCCCUUCACAGGACGCUUACUGAUGGUGUGGGUCCAUCCUGCAAAGGGAGCAGGUUCUGGAAGUCGUACAGUUCUAGAACCUUAGCGUCACAGAGCACGAGAAGGACCGAGAGAGAGAGAGAGAGAGCUCCUAGUCCCCUCCACACCCCCUGCUCCAGUUUGCAGAUUGAAACCCUGCACGCGUCCGUGGACUUGGGUGCGAUCCUCCUCUCCAGACACGCGGGCUGUGUUGGCCUCCCCGUCGCUUUUCCUGUUUGCCUCCUGUGUGGUCUUUCUGGGGGUAACCAGGCCUGAGGCAUAAAUGGGACAGAGAGAUCUAGCUUCUACCCCGAGGGCCUCAGAACCACACUUCUGUGUCUCCAGGGACGCUCUCAGGAAUUGUUACGACGGGGCAGGAACUCAGAGUCAGGCCGCCCUCCACGGACCGAUGCAUGGCGGCAGGGCACGCGCGGACGGCUCGUGCUACCGAAACGUGGGGCCGGGGUGAGGCACGCCUGUCCUGCCCCGCUGGGAAGGCUGUCCCACCCUGCCCUCAGCACAUCCCGGGGCCACCACCCCUCCCGCAGGCGCUGGGGGCAGGCUGUUUCGUGCCAGGGCCGUCCGUGUGCGGGCUGUGUGAUUUUACUGGCCAGGCCAGGGAACCAGUCUCUGGUGCAGAAGGAAGUUUUCCAACAAGAAUCGGAGGCUGUUUAACUGGAGUCCACCUGAAACUUGAAUUUAUUGCAAAGCCCUGUGCCAGGAGUAUUUGUGGUUCCUGGGCUGUCACCUGGCCCUGUCACCGACGCCCACGGCUUAGCAGGCUGAGGCACAUCCCAUCACCAUGGGCACGGCUGACCCCAGCAAGUCUGAGCAGGAAGCUGGAGGGAGCCCCAAAGCCUCAGGCCUCUUCCCACCAGUGCUGGGCGGGCCCCUCCUCCCCUGGCCCUCAGUCCGCUGCGCGCAGUGCAGCUCCUUCUCUGUGAAGGCAAAGGGAUGUUCUCCCGCAGCUCUCUGCUGCCUGCGGGGCCAGCACCGUUCCCCCACUGAAGGCUCACGGGCCUUUCUGCUGGCAGCCAGCUCUGCCCGGAGGACUGCCAGCUUUCAACUGUUCUUAGGAAGGGACACCCUGGCAGCCUGCGUUCUCGACCUCAGCCGGCGGAGGCGGGCGGCCCGGAGGCGGCAGGUGCACCACCAGCGGGGCAGCCUCUGCGGGCCGCGGCCAAGGAUGCAGCCGGUCGGGUCGGGCCCAGGACGUGGACCCUGGUCUGCAGACUCCUGGCUACACAUUUUGUUUCUCAAGCCCCAGGUCUUAAAUGACUUUCAGAACCAUCAGCCUUUUAAAGAGGAUGGUGAACUUAAAUCCUGUUGGGUUCCACGGAGCCGUUUAAAAUGGGCCCCGUGAGGGCGAGGCUGCUGAUAGCGUAUGUUCCCCUCCAUGUUUUUAGAUUUGAUCGGAAAGUUAGUUUAAAGCACUUGCUUCAGAAUAAGUUAUUUAUUUGUAUAUGUUCAAUAUAGUUUUUAAUUUAUAUCUGUAUAUAUUAGACACACCCGAGACAUCUUGUCAGGAAUCUGACAGUGACCUCGUUGUAUCACCUCCCAAACUGGGCCCGGGGGUGGCCCUGUGACACGGAUGGAGCCGGUGGGUGGGUGAGAGCCUGACCCAGUCCCUCGCUGCUGGGGCGCAGAUCACGCUCCGCAGGGAGAAGUCAGAUUCCCUUAGAAAUGUCCACCGUUCCCUUAACAGUCAUGUUCCCAGAGUGCUGGCCGGACUAGGACGGGAUCCUGACCAAAAGUGGGAAGAACGUGGUGCCACACGGGGUGGGGGGCUGGCAUGCGCUGCCCGGGGUUUUCCCCGUUCGGACCCGACGCCGUGCUCUCAGCCUCAGGGUUCUGCUUCCGGCUCCCUUUUGGUAAGGUGCCAUCCGUCUGCGAGGUCACCUCCACUUUUAUAUUUUUAUACUGUUUUGAGCUCCCUCGCCAACCUUUUGCACAAAAACAGUGACGGGGAAGGGCUCUCUAUGUCACCACUGCCGUGGACGUGCCGGAAGCGUUCACUCCCCCUCUGCCCAGAGUGUGCAGUGGGGUCCAUCUGUGAGGGCACACAAGCCAGCAGGCCUUGUCCGGCCUCAGGGUGACUCCACCCCGGCCGGGGGACCAGAGUGGCGCUGGGGAAUGACUGGGCCCAGGUGCUGGACUCAGCGUCCAGAGGGCGAGGCCUCUUGCGCGCAGAUCCUCCCACGGUCUCCUGUUGGGAGGCCUGGUGACCUUAGGCCAUAGGGCAAGGUCACUUUUGUCCCCUGUAGGUGCACUCGAGCUGGCCAGGCCUGGCCUUCACCUCGUCCACUUGUCCGGAGCUGUUUCUAGCUGUUCUAAAAACCCCAAGCCACUCGGAUGGGUUGGAGGUUGCCACCUUUUGCAAAGUUGUUUCACAAUAUGUGUCCUAGGCCCUGAAGGCCACCCCAGGAAGCUGCAGGUUUGCUUCCAUCGUGGCGACAGUUUGCACUGCUGUGCAGGUUGCCAAGGGGACAGCUGUGAGGCUGCGGGUGGCCAUGGGGGCUGUGGGCGAGAGUCAUGCCGCACCUCCUUCCACAAGGGAGUGGUAACUGUCAGCAGCUGUUUGGGGGGCAUGUAAAUGCUGCCCGCAGACCCAGCUCACGAGGUCACAGGACGGGAACCUCCUGAGGACGGGCAGCUGGUUGGGCUCACUCAGGCCCACUCUGUCAGCAGAGAAGCUGGCGGUGUCACGUCUGUGCCUGGCGCAGCUGGCAGGGGGCUGACCACCAUCCAGCCAGUGCUGAUCCUUAUAUGUCGCCUCUUCCAGGAGCACAGCGACCGGAAGUCUAGGCAGGUGCUUCCCCUUUAUGUAAAGGCCACAGCGACACUGAACUGUUAAACUAUUGCCUUCCUCCUUUUUUCUAAAAUAAUUUUUAAUGGGGAAAAUAAUUUCAAAUCAUGGCGUAGUUUUAAAGAGGGCAAUUAUUACUAUUUGUUCCUGUUAGUGCUGCCUCAUCAUCCCCAUGACGGGCUAGCUUGAUACUGUGAAAUAAACUAAAAUUUUCGUGCCAUACACACACACAGCACCGCGCCACAGCAAAAGCGGGCAGCCUGUCCCCGGGGAGCUGUUGGCUUCACUUGGAUGCAUCCUCUUGCCCGUCUCUUUAGAGUAUUUCCAGUUACGUUCCUCCCGAAAAGCUUACCUUGAUGGUGUACAAGUGCGACCAGGUAGCUCUAUUUGACACCAUGGGACAUAUUUUCAAACUGGGAUCAUCAGCUCAUAAUUCUUGGGGACCAAAGGUGUUUUUUAUAAUCUUUGUAUUUGAUUUUCUGAUGAGAAGGGAUGUUUAAAUUUUAACAUCAACUUUUAAAUUACAGGUCUUCAUCAUUAAGUGACUGUGCUAUACAUUGUAAUAUGUUUUCAUAGUAAGAAUGUAAUUAUUUCCUUAUUGUAUUUUUUAAAAACUAAAGUCAUAUUUAAAAUUCUCUUUGAAAGAAGCAGGCAGGAAACACGAAAGAUUUUUUUUUUAAUUAAAUAUGUUGGCAGUGCCCGUUUUAAAUGACUGUAAAUAUGUUUUCAUAUGUGUUUCUCAAUGUAUUUAAUUCAUAAAGUGAAAAGUUUUAUCAGAAAUGGAAAUACCAGUGUUCCAUCCAUUUGCCCCAUUUUGUAGUCGCCUCACUUGAAUUUCUUUACUAAGGGAUUUUUCUACUGUUUCACACGGUGUAGCCCAGACCGGCGCCCUGCGGCGUGACUCAUUUGUGUAUUAUUAAUAAAACUCUUCCAACCAGG